Molecule: messenger RNA, 865 nt
Organism: Anguilla anguilla (European eel)
Lineage: Eukaryota; Metazoa; Chordata; Actinopteri; Anguilliformes; Anguillidae
Product: cilia- and flagella-associated protein 20
Exons: 6
Coding region: 128-709 (193 amino acids)
Biological process (GO): cilium assembly; regulation of cilium beat frequency involved in ciliary motility; positive regulation of cell motility
Cellular component (GO): motile cilium; ciliary basal body
Source: RefSeq, a predicted model, not a curated record
CGGAAGUCAUUCGGGGACGAAUGCGGUAGCUAGGUUUUGAUUGAAGCCCAUAGCAACAUCAAUAAUAAAGUGUGAGAGAAUCUUUCGAACACACGUCUGAGUUGGAUUGGGGGAAAAGGAAAAUAAGAUGUUUAAAAACACAUUCCAGAGUGGGUUUCUAUCUGUGCUCUACAGCAUUGGAAGCAAGCCCCUUCAGAUAUGGGAUAAAAAGGUGAGAAAUGGUCACAUUAAGAGGAUCACAGACAAUGACAUUCAGUCUCUGGUGCUGGAAGUGGAAGGAACAAAUGUCAGCACUACAUACAUCACAUGUCCAGCAGACCCCAAGAAGACACUUGGCAUCAAACUUCCAUUCUUGGUUAUGAUAAUCAAAAAUUUAAAGAAGUAUUUCACCUUUGAAGUUCAGGUGUUAGAUGACAAGAACGUGAGGCGUCGUUUCCGGGCCAGUAACUACCAGAGUACGACCCGGGUGAAGCCCUUCAUUUGCACCAUGCCAAUGCGGCUGGACGACGGCUGGAACCAGAUCCAGUUCAACCUGUCCGACUUCACGCGUCGGGCUUACGGCACCAACUACAUCGAGACGCUUCGCGUACAGAUUCAUGCAAACUGUCGCAUACGAAGGGUGUACUUCUCUGACAGACUGUACUCAGAGGAUGAGCUGCCAGCAGAAUUCAAACUGUAUUUACCCGUUCAAAAUAAAGCUAAGCACUAGGGUGAAGCGAUUCCCUUUCCACUCCCCAGAUGUUAAAUUAUUUCCAGAUCUUCUUCAAAUGCUUUUGUCGAAAGUGUUUACUUUUUUAGCCAUGUGAUUGUCUCCCUUUUACUGUCAGUAUGGAAUUUGCACAAUAAAUGUUUUGUACAAAAAUAA